AUGGCUCCCUCCAGCAAGAAUGCCGGUCCCAAGGACCGCCGCAAGUCGGACAAGCAGGACAGAGUAGACAAAAUCGAAGACAGCUCAUCGCAGUCAUCACUCGUCGUCACGCUCAAGGUGCCUGCCAAGAGGCUCAAGGCACUGUUUGAGUCGACGCCCGAUCCCUCUACCAAAGAGGAGUCGCCGGCUAAGGACUCGCCGGCCACCAGCGCAACGCUCCAGGCUACUGCACCCUCCAAUGCCGACAAUGCCUCCGACUCUACACCCAACACCCCGGCUGCAGGUGGCACGCCCGCCCCUUCAUCAACAAUGGGCCCUCCGGUUGAGGGUCCCAAGAAGAAGGGCGUCAAGCGAUCGGCCGCCGGAGCCAACGGAAGCAGUGAUCCUCUGGCUAAGGUUCGAGGCAAGCCUGGCCCCAAGAAGAAGCAACGACUUGACGACGGCACCAUCGACCCCAAUCGUUCGGGUGGCCUCGGUGCCUCCCACAAGCUCGGCCCCAAGGCCAACCAGGGUGCUAUCAACGCCGGCCUCCGCGCCCUCGACCGCUCUGGCAAGCCUUGCCGUAAAUGGGCCAAGGGCAACUUCACCCUCAAGAGCUUCACCGGUGUCAUCUGGGAGAUUCCCCGCUGGACUGCACCUCCCAAGCCCACCCCCGAGGAGCCAGCCGUUGAGGAGUCGGCUUCGGCCUCGGCUGAGGGCAGCAACAAAGAAAACAAGGAGAACGACCAAGUCAAGAGCGACCCCAGCAACAGCGGCGGUGAUGUCGAGAUGCAGAGUGCUCCUCCCAGCAUCCCUGCAAGCUCUCCCGCACCUAUUGCUAUUCCUGCCGCCUCUUAG
Molecule: messenger RNA, 837 nt
Organism: Thyridium curvatum
Lineage: Eukaryota; Fungi; Ascomycota; Sordariomycetes; Thyridiales; Thyridiaceae
Exons: 2
Coding region: 1-837 (278 amino acids)
Biological process (GO): chromatin remodeling
Cellular component (GO): Ino80 complex
Source: RefSeq, a predicted model, not a curated record